Strongylus vulgaris is the source of this 1038-nucleotide messenger RNA. The record is from the annotation of a GenBank genome assembly. Lineage: Eukaryota; Metazoa; Nematoda; Chromadorea; Rhabditida; Strongylidae.
AUGGGACUAAAUAGAGCAGCAGCCACGAUUGAUGACUGGAUAUUCUCCUACGACAAGAUUCCUGACCCCAUUCUGGUGUCGUGUGGUGUCGAUGAUAGCUUGAACAUGACUGAGGAACAGUGCCGUACUGACAUCAUUCCAUCACUACGUGUAUUCGAAGGUCACGACAAUAUGACAGAAGAAGUGGAUUUAGCGAUGAUGUAUUGGGGAAACAGAUCGCAAGCAAUCACCUUCAGCAAAUUUGUUAAACAAUACGCGCUAAGUUUCUAUUGGUCUGCUCUGACACUCGUUACAUUGGGAGAACAGCCAUCACCAAACAACACAUUUCAAAACUUAUUCGAGAUUUGCGACACAUUGCUUGGCCUAGUCCUAUUUGCGGUUAUCGUUGGUGACGUCGGUAAUAUGGUAACCACAAUGAACAUGAAGCGCUCUGACUUUGAAGAAGUCCUGGAUGGAUGUAAAAGCUAUAUGAUAUACAGGAAAGUCCACCGUAUUCUUCAAAGAAAGACUAUUGAAUACUUUUCUUAUACAUGGGCUCAUGGUGGCGGACAAGUGGAUGAGGAGCAUGAGGAACCAUAUGAGCUUGAGUAUGACGGGCAAAUAACCUCAAGUUUGCAGGAAAUCGAAGAAUUCCUACCACAGCGACUCUAUGCCAACGUACGAUCAGUUGGUUAUUCGGAUCUUUAUGUGCUCAGCAAAGAUGAUUUAUGGACGGCCCUUAGAGAAUACCCAGAAGCUAAAUACUCACUUAUGGAAAAAGGGAAAAAUAUUUUGGCUAAGGAUAAUAUGCUAGAAGAGGUAGCUGACGAACAAGAUAUUGAACAAGAUGCACCUAUUGAGGAACAACUGGAGAGUGCAGCUAGAAUAAUCCGCGAGAUUGAAGCACAACUGGAUGAAGCUGAGAAGAAUUUCAAGGAUUCUACUUCAAGAACCAAACACAAUCUAUUCAAGUUAGAGCAAGAAAUGGAUGCAGAACUCAGAUGGAUAAAAGCAGAGACACAUAUGGCUGGUAGACCAAGAGCAGCUUCUCACAGAUGA